UUCACUGACUCUUUCACCGCCGGUGUUCCCCUCAAUGUGACGCCAUUAGAUAGCUUCCGAGCUUACAAAAACACUUUGUAUUAAUAACUGUUGCCAAGGCAGGAGUAACAAGAUGAGUACCAUGUUUGCAGACACAAUCCUCAUCGUUUUCAUCUCCAUUUGUACUGCCCUGCUAGCCGAAGGAAUCACUUGGGUGCUGGUGUACCGCACUGAGAAGUACAAGAGGCUCAAGGCUGAAGUGGAAAAACAAAGCAAGAAACUGGAGAAGAAAAAGGAAACUAUUACAGAAUCUGCAGGACGUCAACAAAAGAAGAAGAUAGAGAGACAGGAAGAGAAGCUGAAGAACAACAACAGAGAUUUAUCUAUGGUGCGAAUGAAGUCUAUGUUUGCCAUUGGCUUCUGCUUCACAGCUUUGAUGGGCAUGUUCAACUCCAUUUUUGAUGGCAGAGUGGUGGCCAAGCUGCCUUUUGUUCCGCUGUCUUACAUUCAAGGGCUGUCACAUCGGAACCUGCUGGGCGAGGAUUACACUGACUGCUCCUUUAUUUUCCUUUACAUCCUCUGCACCAUGUCCAUCAGACAGAACAUCCAGAAGAUGUUGGGCCUUGCCCCCUCCAGAGCGGCGACCAAACAGGCGGGCGGCUUCUUGGGACCUCCUCCCCAGGCAGCCAAGUUUUCCUAAUCAACUUCAGGAGUGACUUCAUUGAACUGCAACAAUUGGAGCCGUUUUGCUAUUUUAACCAUGAAUUGACACAAUAACCAUCUGUCUCACUCUGUCAUUUCUUACACGAAAAAUAAAGUUUUAUUGAGACUUG
This is a messenger RNA of Dunckerocampus dactyliophorus (ringed pipefish), 812 nucleotides long. It is a transcript of the gene tmco1, whose product is annotated as transmembrane and coiled-coil domains 1. The transcript is spliced from 7 exons. Gene Ontology annotation, biological process: endoplasmic reticulum calcium ion homeostasis. Lineage: Eukaryota; Metazoa; Chordata; Actinopteri; Syngnathiformes; Syngnathidae. The record is from RefSeq and is a predicted model, not a curated record. The coding region runs from base 113 to 679 and encodes 188 amino acids. Gene Ontology annotation, molecular function: calcium channel activity. Gene Ontology annotation, cellular component: endoplasmic reticulum membrane; cytoplasm; endoplasmic reticulum.